UGGGCCAGGCAGGAGAGCCGGGUUUAUAGCAGCAGCCGCUGCUGGGUGCUCUGGAGCCAGAGAGUCCCUGGGGCAGCAUGCUGUGUGCCCUGCUCCUCCUGCCCAGCCUCCUGGGGGCCGCCAUGGCCAGCCCCACCUCAGGCCCCCAGGGGUGUGCCAAGGGCUCGGCGGUAUGGUGUCAGGAUCUGCAGGCAGCUGCCAGGUGUGGGGCCGUGGCAUACUGCCAAGGGGCCGUAUGGAACAAGCCCACCAUGAAAUCUCUGCCCUGUGACCUAUGCCAGGACAUAGCAGCCGCCGCAGGCAACGGGCUGAACCCUGACGCCACGGAGUCUGACAAGCUGACUUUGGUGAUGAAGGCAUGUGAGUGGCUUCCCAGCCAGGAGUCUUCAGCCAGAUGCAUUUGGAUGGUGGACACCCACCGUCUAGCCGUCCUGAGCAUGCUCCGCGGGGCCCCGGACAGCGCCCCAGCACAGGUGUGCACCGCGCUCAGCCUCUGUGAGCCGCUGCAGAGGCACCUGGCCACCCGGGGGCUGCUCUCCAAAGAGGACACCUCCAAGGCUAUGGCUCCGUUCAUGGCCGAUGGGCCCCUUAGCUUCCACCCUCCGCAGAUGCCUGAAGGAGCUCUGUGCCAAGACUGUGUACGGCAGGUCUCCCGACUCCAGGAUGCUGUCCGGGCCAACGUGACCUUGGCUGACUUGAACUUGGAGGAGCAGUGUGAGUCCGUGGGGCCUGGCCUGGCUGUCCUCUGCAGGAACUACCUCCACCAGUUUUUUGUCCCUGCUGAGCAAGCACUGAGGCUGCUCCCGCCGAGGGAGGUCUGCGAGAAGGGGGGAUUCUGUGAGGAGCUAGUGGCUCCUGCCCGCUUGACUCAAGUAGUGGCUGUGGACAGGGUCCCCUCGCUGGAACUAGGGUUGCCGAGGAAACAGAGUGAGAUGCACAUGCAGGCCGGCGUGACCUGUGAGGUGUGCAUGAGCGUGGUGCAGAAGCUGGACAGCUGGCUCAUGUCCAACAGCUCUGAGCUCAUGAUCACCCACGCCCUGGAGCGCGUGUGCACAGUAAUGCCCGCCUCCAUCAGGAAGGAGUGUGUCAUCUUGGUGGACACCUACAGCCCCCCUUUGGUGCAGCUUGUGGCCAAAAUCACCCCAGAGAAGGUGUGCAAGUUCAUCCGGCUGUGUGGCAACCAGAGGCGGGCGCGGGCAGUCCAUGAAGCCCAUGUAGUCGUGCCAUCCCCAGAGUGGGACGCAGAGAACCAAGGCAGCUUCUGCAACGGGUGUAAGAGGCUGCUCACGGUGUCCUCCAACAACCUAGAGAGCAAGAGCACCAAGCGCGACAUCCUGAUGGCCUUCAAGGGCGGCUGCAGCCUCCUGCCGCUACCCUACAUGAUCCAGUGCAAGCACUUCGUCACCCAGUACGAGCCCGUGCUCAUUGAGAGUCUCAUGGACAUGAUGGACCCUGUGGCCGUGUGCAAAAAGGUGGGGGCCUGCCACGGCCCCAGGACCCCAAUUCUGGGCACUGACCAGUGUGCCUUGGGCCCGAGCUUCUGGUGCAGGAGCCAGGAGGCUGCCAAGCUGUGCAAUGCCGUGGACCACUGUCAGAAGCACGUAUGGGAAGAGACGCCCCUCCACACCGGGGAACAUGCAUGACCGUGGCCGCCAGAGCCUGCUAGUGAGGCCCAGGAGGCUCCUGUAUCCCACAGGAUCCCCAAGAGGUGGGUGCUUCCCCUGUCCCCAUUUCACAAAUGAGAAACUGAGGCUCCAAGGAGGGAGGCUGAGAAGGAGCAGAGCUGAAGUUCAAAGCCAGGCAUUCCUGACCCCGAAGGCCUCUCUCUUAACUGUGCUGCACGGCUUUGCCUGCGAAAGCAUCUUUACUAGACUGGAACAAACUCGUGUGACCCGCUUCCCCACGUAGCCAAGGCUGCCCCUUCAUCUCCAAGGCUGUGAUAUUGCUGAUGGUCCCGUGAGAAUCUGGCCAUAGCUUUGGGGCCCCUUUACCUUCUGCUGGAUGGACGCCUGUCUGUGAGCACGGCUGCGGUCAUGGCUGGGUGAGCAGAGGCAGGGACAGAUGGAGGCGUGGAGGUCCAGUCACUACUGGGGCUGUUACCUCUUAACAACAGCUGGGGGUGGGAGUCUGGGUCUCACUCAGGCCAGAAAUUCUCAACCUGGAGUCCCUGGGGGUAGCUUCCAAGGGUGUGUGCAAGAGGCGCGUGUCUCUGUACAUUACUGGGGACAGGUAUGGGGCUUUGGCCACAUUCUCCACAGGCUGCUGGGCUUCAGAGCAGUCCCCCUCCCCCACCAUGUCUUAGCUGCCGCAGGGUCCCUCUCUCUCCUUGUAGCCCAGACCCUCAGCUGCCCUGGCAAUGAAAAGAAGGAAAGUCUUGGGGUGUGCUCAAAAUCAGGAGAGCAAAACGUGCCAGGCAGAAGCCCCCAGGAAAAGCCGGAGGAGCCUGGGGUGGCCACGGGGGUGUGAAGAGCAAGGGCAAAGACAAGACAGUGAGCACGGCCCUCCAGCUGUCCGAGCCUCAGUUUUCUAAUCUGUACAAUGGGGAUGAUCAUACCUGCCUUGUGAGGAUGUUGAUACAAUUCACACAAGUCCUAGAGCCCCUUCCCCUGAAGAGUCUGCUAGGACCAGAAAGCCCAUCUUAGGGGCCCAGAAGGGCACCCAGGAGAGUCUGGCUAUGCAAGUGCUGUGUAAACCACCGGCGUUCUCCAAA
Cebus imitator (Panamanian white-faced capuchin) is the source of this 2710-nucleotide messenger RNA. RefSeq names its product prosaposin like 1 (gene PSAPL1). Lineage: Eukaryota; Metazoa; Chordata; Mammalia; Primates; Cebidae. The transcript has a single exon. The coding region runs from base 78 to 1643 and encodes 521 amino acids. Gene Ontology annotation, cellular component: lysosome. Gene Ontology annotation, biological process: sphingolipid metabolic process. The record is from RefSeq and is a predicted model, not a curated record.